Messenger RNA from Symbiodinium necroappetens, 3405 nucleotides. NCBI's taxonomy places the organism in Eukaryota, Dinophyceae, Suessiales, Symbiodiniaceae. The record is from the annotation of a GenBank genome assembly.
AUGGUGCAAGUCGAAGCCAAAGUCGAGACGGAGGAGGUGCAGACCAAGAACAAGAUCCCAGCUGCCUCUCUCUGCAAGCUUUUCUCUAUGAUGGACUUCGUCGAAGUCGUCGUGCUGCUCGUCGGAUGCUUGGGGGCCAUUGGGAACGGCCUGUCCCAGCCUUUGCUGUGCAUCGUCUUCGGGGACCUGAUCGAUGGCAUGGGCGAGGCGACGGGAGGUGCAGAGUCCUUCACGCCCGAGCAGAUGUUGGGUGCUAUGGAUGGCAUGAUGAGCCAGAUGGAGGAGCUGUGCAUCACCAUGAUGCUCGUGGGCGUCGGCGCGACAUUUGCAGCCUUCUUGCAGGGAGCCUGCUUCAAGAUCUUCGCCGAGAAGCAGGCCUUCAAGUACCGAGUGCUCUACUUCGACACGGUGCUGCACCAGGACGUAAGUUGGUUCGACACCAAGGAGGUCGCGGCCCUGCCUGCCGAGAUCAACGACGACUUGGAGAAGAUCCAGGAUGCUUUCGGAGACAAAUUCGGAAACGGGAUGAUGGCCAUUUCCGCCUUCCUUGGCGGCUUCGGCUGUGCCUUCGGAAUGGGCUGGCUCAUCGCAUUGGUGAUGUGCUCCAUUCUGCCCUUCAUGGGCGUCGGCGCCGCCUUCAUGGGAAAAGCCGUCCAGGAGAUCCAGAACGAGUCCCAGAGCUGGUACGCCAAGGCUUCGGCCGUGGUGGAGGAGAAUGCCAUGCGCACCGUCGUGGCCUUCGGCGGCGAGCACCGCGAACUGAAGAAGUUCUCUGCUGCCCUGGUGGAGACGCGCCGUGGCGGGGUGAAGAAUGGCUUCAAGGUCGGCGCGGGCAUGGGUUACACCAUGAUGAUCAUCUUCUUGGGAUACGGCUUGGCCUUCUGGUUCGGCAUGACCCUCCGGUACAACGAAGAGUUGAACCCAGCCACCGGAAAGCUUUGGGAGCCCGGCACGAUCAUGGCCAUCUUCUUCUGCAUUUUCAUUGGAAGCUUCAUGAUUGGCAACUUGGAUCCAAGCCUCAAGGCCAUGAAGGCAGCGCAGACGGCAGCCGGUCGCUUCUUCCGCGCCCUGGAGAACAAGCCCGACAUCCAAUGCCGUGUGGAGGACAAGCGCCAGGACAUCAGCAACAUCGAGAAGUUCGAUUUCGAGAAUGUGCACUUCACCUAUCCAGCACGCCCCGAUGUGAAGGUCCUGAACGGCCUUUCCCUUAGCAUCCAGCGCGGGCAGAAGGUCGCAGUGGUCGGUGAGUCCGGCUCGGGGAAGUCCACGGUGAUGGCUUUGUUGGAGCGUUUCUACGACCCGGACUCCGGGGCUGUACUGGUGAACGGCCAGAACAUGACAAGCUUCAAGAUCUCGGCCUUACGCCGCUGCAUCGGCUAUGUGGGCCAGGAGCCUGUUCUCUUUGCCAGCUCCAUCCGACACAACAUCAUGCAAGGCAACCCUUCCGCCAGCAAGGAGGACUUCGUGAAGGCCUGCAAUGACGCUCAGCUGGGCUUUGUCGACAACCUGCCUGAGAAAUACAACACUUUUGUUGGUAGCGGGGGAGGCCAGCUGUCCGGAGGUCAGAAGCAACGCAUCGCGAUUGCCAGGGAUGAAGAGAAGGAUGCGGCCGCCAUCAGCAAUGACCACACUGCGCAGAACGUCGUGAGGCGCUCCUCCACGAAUUCCGGCGAGUCGGAGACCCAGCGUGUGAAGCGAGAGAAGGAUGCAGAAGCGAAUCGCGAGAAAGAGAUCUCGAAGAAUUACAAGGUUCCCAUGAGACGACUGCUGAGCUACAACAGACCGGAGUGGCCUUUUUUCAUUCCUGCCAUCCUUGGUGCCAUGGUGGAUGGCUCCGCGAUGCCGGUGUGCACGAUUGCGUUGGUCGGCUCGAUGAGUGGCUUCUUCAAGCCAGACAAGGAGGAGAUGAGGGCCGACUUGGAGCUAAUGGCCUUGACUUUCGUGAUCAUCGGCGUCAGUGCCUUUAUCGGCUCCACAGUCUCCCACGGCUGCUUCUCCAUCCUUGGCGAGGCCAUGACACAACGCCUUCGCGUGGCGAUCCUCACGGGCAUGUUCCGUCAGGAGGUGGGCUUCCAUGAUGAUCCGGCCAACACCCCCGGCAUGCUGUCUAAAGCUUUGGAGCUGUGGGCCUUCCGGGUGACGACCUUGUGCAAGUCCGUGCAGGCCAAGGCCGCGGCCAUGAGCUCCUUGCUGGUAGGCCUGGUGAUUGCUUUCGUCUACUGCUGGGAGAUGUCCCUGGUGAUGCUGGGCUCCAUCCCGAUCAUGAUCGCAGCGCAGGCCAUUCAGAUGCUCGUGCUGCUCGGUGCCUCGAAGAACGAGAACGAGAACAUCACCAAUGCCAACCAGAUUGUGGUGGACUCGGUGAUGAACGCUCGCACGGUGCAGGCACUGGGUGUGGAGAAGGGCCUCGUAGGCAUGUACGUGAGCUGGGUCGAGAAGUCCUUGGUCGGCAUGUGGAGGCGCAACAUCCUCGCCGGAUUGGGGUUCGGCAUCUCCAAUGGCAUCAUGUUCUUCAUCAUGGCAGGUGGCUUCUACAUCGCUUCGAUCCUGAUCAAAGAAGGCGUCGCAGACUUCGAGGGCGUGAUGAUGGCUUUCAUGGGUAUCUUCUACGCAGGCAUGGGAGCUGGCCAGGCUGCCGUGAUGGUCGGCGACGCCACGAAGGCGAAGGUUGCCUGCCACGACAUGUUCCAGCUUAUGGAUCGCGUCUCAGCGAUUGAUGGCUUGGAACCAACUGGCGACACCCCCAAGCAGCUAGAGGCCGGGCAGAUUGAGUUCCGAGACGUGAAGUUCUUCUACCCUUUCCGCCCAGAGAUCCAGGUCCUCAAGGGCAUCACCUUCAGCAUCUCCCAGGGACAGUCUGUGGGCCUGGUGGGUCCAUCUGGCGGUGGCAAGAGCACCGUGAUGUCCUUGAUCCAACGCUUCUAUGAUCCUCAGGAAGGCCAGGUCUUCAUCGGCGCGGACCGCGUGGCGCUGAACUCCGUGAACAUCCGGUGGUGGCGCCGUCAGAUUGGCUUUGUCGGGCAGGAGCCCAUCCUCUUCAACACCACCGUGCGUGCCAACAUCAUGUACGGCCUGGAUGAUGGGGAGACGGUGAGCGACGAGUAUGUGAGCCAGUGUGAGAAGAUGUCGAACCUGGCAUUCUUGUACAAGAACGGCAACAAGGGCUUGGAGACAGAGGUCGGGCCCCGGGGGAGCCGCCUCUCUGGUGGCCAGAAGCAGCGUGUGGCGAUCUGCAGGGCUCUCAUCCGGAAUCCGCCGGUGAUGCUGCUCGACGAGGCCACCAGUGCCCUUGACACCCAGAGCGAGGCGAUCGUCCAGAAGGCAUUGGAGGCAGCGCGCGAGGGCCGCACCUCCUUCGCGAUCGCUCACCGCUUGUCCACCAUCCAAGGCUGCGACGUGAUCCUA